AUAUUGACCAAUGUUCUCGAUUUUAAGAAUAAGUGUGUUUGCUGCAUACUUUGCUGUCGCACUCGCCAUUGCCCCGAACAGCGUACAAAUAAACUUGGAAACAUCUAUACGAAUCGAACCAGACGAAAACAUACACCAUGUACUAGAAAACAUCACAAGCUUCAUAGACAAAAUAAAAUAUGCCAUUUUACCGACUGAUAAAGUUGAAAUCAAGCGGCGAUCUUCAGAAAUACCAAAAAAAUACUUCACUAGAUUUUUAUAUGAUGUCUUAAUAGUAAUAAGUAGAUUAAAAAACGUUAUGAUCGAGUGGUUUUUUAAAAGGCUUUACGAAGAGAUACAAUAUUACUUCAAGUUUAAAGGAUCAGCCUUUGCAGAGAUUGUUAAGAAUCCGAUCGUGAAACGUUAUCUAGAAGACAGUUUGAAGACUUGGUCGGAGACUGAGCCGUACGAAAUAAAAACAAACAUCAGAGAAUAUUUAAUAGCCAAAAAUAAAAAUAAAAUCAUCUCUAAGCUUGGUAACUACAUUGAUGAGUUUUAUGAUAAAAAAGAUGUUAAAAAAUUCAAAGAUACGAUUAAUAAAUUAAAGAACUGCAGACAAGAGAAAGACUUUGCUAAAGUCAUAAGAGAUGCUAUACACAAUUUGAUUAUUAAACAUUAUGACAGUUUAAAUUACAUUACAAGAACUAGAAUAACAGAAAAAUUUGACAAAUGGAGCGAAUUUGCGAUUAAAAGACGAUUCAAAGCUGAUAAUGUUGGUAACUCUACAGUUAAUGCUGCUAAUAUACAUAAUAUUUCAAACAUUACACAAACUAAAGUAACGGUACAUAAAUAUCUACACGAAAACACGAGGACAACUGCUGAUGAUGUGGUAAAUGAUAUUGAAUCAAUUAAAAAUAAAUAUGUCAUUAAAAAUAAUAAUAAUACUGCUUUGCGAGAAGAUAAUAUAAACAACAUAGUAGAAAAUACAACUGAGGAAACUAACAUAGUGAAAAGGUUUCAACUAAAACCUCGUACCAAUGAUAAUAUUAAUGGAACUGAAGGAAAUACAACUGUUCCACAAGAUAUUAACGAUUCUAACAUUACUAUUCUAAACAAUAUUACAGACACUGAGGUGCCACUUAAUAUUAGUGUAAACGCUAAAAAUGAAACAUCAAACACUACUGCACCCAAUAUGACUACAGAUAACACGACAGCUGUUCCAGAGAAAUUGAAUAUUACAACUGUACCAGAGAAUCUUAAUAUUACAACUGUACCAGAGAAUAAUAAUACAAUUGUCGAGAAUCUUAAUAAUACAACACAGAAUAUGGAGCAAAGCGUAAUGCCUGUUUUACAAGUGAAAGUGCAAAAUACCACAGACUUGAUACCAGUUCUGAGAGAAAUAACAAUACCUGGACACAUUUUAAAUAUAAACGCUGCGUCUAAACCUAGUGAUGUCCCAAAAGAUAUUCCUAGUGGAAAACCAAAAGAAAAGAUUACAAGUAAAACAGUGAAAGUCAAAACGAAGAGAAAAAUCGUGAUUCGGCGGAAGAAAACCACACGCUAUAGAUCGCCUAGUGAGAUACUGUUUCACAAGCACGAAGCGGAGAGAAAACGGCUCAAUAUGAUGGAUAUUGAGGAACGGUUGGAUGUGGAGGGCAUUGAUGGGAAAUGAAUGGGGGCAGUAUAGACGGUCACCAAAUCUUAGCACCGACAUAGAUUAAAUAUAAGAAAAUCAUACCAUCCCAUACAUUAAAAUGCGACCGCCUAAGAACACGCAUACACUAAUACAUAGAUGGCGCCACAAAAAAAAUGUCUUGUA
This is a messenger RNA of Leguminivora glycinivorella, 1798 nucleotides long. RefSeq lists its product as uncharacterized. Lineage: Eukaryota; Metazoa; Arthropoda; Insecta; Lepidoptera; Tortricidae. The transcript has 2 exons. Bases 11 to 1651 code for a protein of 546 amino acids. The record is from RefSeq and is a predicted model, not a curated record.